Messenger RNA from Australozyma saopauloensis, 1797 nucleotides. Its product is annotated as divalent metal ion transporter. The transcript has a single exon. Gene Ontology annotation, biological process: iron ion transport; intracellular manganese ion homeostasis. Gene Ontology annotation, molecular function: manganese ion transmembrane transporter activity; cadmium ion transmembrane transporter activity. The record is from RefSeq and is a predicted model, not a curated record. NCBI's taxonomy places the organism in Eukaryota, Fungi, Ascomycota, Pichiomycetes, Serinales, Metschnikowiaceae. Bases 1 to 1797 code for a protein of 598 amino acids. Gene Ontology annotation, cellular component: plasma membrane.
AUGACGUACGCUCAGGAUCGGACGUUGCUCCAAAAAUUGUCUGCGUCUCUCAAAACGUACAUGAAGUUCAUUGGUCCUGGUCUUAUGGUUUCCGUGGCAUAUAUGGAUCCAGGAAACUACUCCACGGCCGUGGCGGCUGGAUCUGCGUAUCAAUAUAAACUUCUUUUUUCUAUUCUUCUAUCGAAUUGUCUCGCGGUGUUUCUCCAGAUUCUUGCGGCAAAGCUAGGGGCUGUCACAGGAUUGGAUUUGGCAGCCAACUGCAGGGAAAACCUACCGCCGAAAUUGAAUUUGUUCAUAUACGUAUUGGCAGAAAUAGCCAUCAUUGCAACGGAUCUCGCCGAGGUCGUGGGUACGGCCAUUGCACUUAACAUUCUUUUCCACAUUCCGUUGGUGGCUGGAGUUCUCCUAACAGUAGUCGAUGUGAUUGUUGUUCUCAUGGCGUAUAGACCAAACGGCCCGCUUUUGUUCGUGCGCUUAUUUGAGUUGUUCGUUUCUUUUCUAGUUAUGGCCACAGUUGUAUGCUUUGCCGUUGAACUCUAUCAGGUCUCGAAAGAACCUCAUUUCUCUGCUAUAGAGGUGAUGAAGGGCUUCUUACCCAGCGAAGAGGUCAUCGAUACAGAACACAAUGGCUUGUAUUUGAGUUUAGCCAUUUUGGGUGCGACGGUGAUGCCCCAUUCCUUGUACCUUGGCUCAGGCUUGGUCCAAGCUCGUUUGAAGGACUACGAUAUCAAACAUGGUUACCAUGUUCCUGCUCUUAAGAAGCCUUCUAAUCCAGAAAACCCCCAAGAAGAGCCUUUCAUAGGGGAACAGCAUCAGGUCGAGUCAAAUGAUCUGGAAGAUCUCGAGUAUCGCCCAUCCAUCCAUGCUAUAAAAGAUACCAUGACCUACACCAUCAUGGAGCUCGUGAUUUCAUUGUUCACCGUGGCGCUUUUCGUAAAUGCUACCAUUCUUAUUGUUGCGGGUGCAACAAUGGACCAUCACAGCUCCAGAGAUGAUGAUUCGGAUGACGAGUCCGACGCAGAUCUAUUCACUAUUUAUCGUUUAUUGACAGUCCAUCUCUCUCCAAGCGCGGGCACAGUCUUUGCGUUAGCGCUUCUUUGUUCCGGUCAAAGUGCUGGUGUUGUGUGUACAUUGGCAGGACAAAUGGUCCUGGAAGGGUUUUUGAACUGGAGUUUCUCGCCGGUAGUCAGACGCUUGAUUACCCGUGCUCUUGCGAUUGCGCCAUGUCUAUUUGUCGUGAUGUUCCUCGGAAAAGAGAGUCUCGCCAAAACGCUUAACGGAUCACAAGUGGUUCUUUCAGUGCUUUUGCCUGUGGUCACUGCUCCACUUAUCUGGUUUACCUGCUCCAAAAAGAUUAUGCGCGUCCCAAUUCAUACCAGGCAGAGCGAUGAUCUAAGUAUUCUUCCAGAACACUCAAGCGAGACAGAUACACAGCGUACUCUCGCCCAUGGUGAUUCCAACUCGCCACAUCGGUUUCAGGCUACCGAGCCAGCCAUUAGACUCCAAAAUUUGCGCAAGGCACAUCCUUGUGCCGGGUGGGAAGACGGAGCUGAAGAUGAGAGUCAGCAGCAGAGAUACGAGCAGCGGCUUCUCUGGCCGAAUGAGGAGAUCGAAUCUCCUCGCUUGUCGCUAGAAAGACCAAGUUACGUUGCUGAUUCAAGUGACGAAGACACCAUUCAUAUCAGUGGCCAUUCGGAUAUGAGUAACGGACCAGUCACCACAUUUUUCGCCAUUACUGUUUGGGGAUUCGUGACCUGUCUCAAUCUCUAUCUCGUGGCCAGUGUCUUCUGGGACUAA